UUAUCAUAUACAGCCGCUCAUGCGUGAGCUAAUCGUAUAGUAUUUGAUUUGGGUAGUAACUUGUAUUUCAACUUGCCAAAAUCAAACGCAUAUAAAAUAUGUAUAUGGUACUUAUACAAGCAUGUGUAUGGUGUUUAACCACUUCCUUACAGUCUGAUCUGGAACAUAACACACAAUUUUCUAACCCACAGGCACUGGAAACACCUAACCAUUAAAUAUUAAGUUGCAAUUGUAAUUAUCUUCUAGAAUUUAAACUAAAAAUCUGUAUCGGAUGGUAUGCGUACUUACACUUGUUGAAUCAUUUGUGGACACUUUAUCUUGCUACAUCUUUUGCGACAGCAUUAAAUUUUUACAACAUGACAUUUAUUUAAAUAGUUGUCUUCUUGUCUUUUAUCAAUAAUGGUGUUGUUACUUGUCACGCAAGAUAUAGUAUAUCGAUUAUAACAAGACGGGUGAAUGGGGACAAUUUUAUAAAUUAAAUACUCAAAAUUAUAAUUCAUAAUUUUAUUGGUAUGAUACACUUUGUUCAUAUCACUUUUUUUACGGAAAAAUCAUUUUUUGUUAUACAAAAUGGAUUUGACUUAUUAAAUCAAUAGGUCUGACGCAUUUGUGUUUUGCAGACGACCUGUUGAUUUUCACGUAGGGGUUUUGUUUCGUUGGCGAAACUCGCGUGUUCAAUGCGCACUGUAUUCAAGUAAGCACAAACACAAAAUCAGCAAAAUCGUCAAAUAUCCGCCGCCGAAGUCAGCGCCGUUGAUUUGAUCGAUUAAAGCAGAAACCAAGACGAUCGUCAAAUAUCCGCCGCCGGUAUCGGCGUCGUUGAUUUGAUCGAUGCACCUUUGACCUCUAAUCAAACAACCGUUACUCGGUUCACCACCUCUCCAAACUACGUUCGAACGAGGGUGUUCGACGAGAAACGAGAAACCAAACCGAGAGUAUUCUGAGUUACGUUACCUCUACUCCUAUGGAGGUUCCUCUGGAGAGCUCCGCGACUACGACUACAAGCUACGACUACGACUCUGCAAAGGAGGUCUUUGACAGAGCGGUUCUACGAAAACUAGAGAGAAAACGAUAAAUUCUGCGAUGGUGCAGUUGUGAUUUGAUUUUGCCGUCUAGAGCUUCUCUCUCUUCCUGAUGUUUAUACUGCAAUCUUUUGCCCGUAGUCGUGGUAACCGCCCUCGCGCCUUUAUCUCCCACGUCUUCAUUCCCGUCAACCGUGCAAGUAACUUCCUCCCUGUUGCGUGAUAAUCACGUGCCCUCGAAACCGCUCCUGUUUGCAUAAACUUGGCGAAACGACGUUGAGCCAAAUCCUACAAUCUUGUCCAUGUAACGAUGUCGUUUCACCAAUACCGCGACAUCACCUUUCACUAAUCGAUGUCGUCAAACAAUGUCGUUUUCCAUUCCGCGACACUGUUUUGUUUUUCAACCAAACUGUACCGUUGGUCUUUCCGCGGCCUCGCUAAAAACGGUACUGUUGUUCCUGUCUUGCAGUGCUGUUGGUCUUGCCGGUACCAGCCUUGCGGUGUUGUUUUCUUCCCCAACCAGCCGUUUGUUUUUUCUUCCACGACACUGUUUAUUAUUAAACACUGUCGUUUGCUAGUAUAGCGGUACCGUUGGGCUUCCUCGCGGUACCGUUUUUAAUUCCGCGGCACAGUUUUAGAUUCCGCGGCACCGUUUUAGAUCUCCGCGGUGCCGCUUCUCCCUAUCCAACAAGGAAUAAAAAAUUAUUUAAAUUAAUUAGAGCAAACAAAAACUCCUUCCCCAACUACGACUAAACGCGCGGCCGCUCUUUUGUUUUUUGGUGACCGGUGCCGUUUCCAGUGUCGCGGUACCGCUGAGCUUCCUUGCGGUACCGUUUUUUGUUCCGCGGUAUCGUUUAAUUUCAAACGACGCCGUCUUUUUACCCACGGUAUCGAAUUAAAUGCCGAGACUAAUUAAUGCGGCAUUUAAUUCCGGCCAAAUUAAUUUUAGGUGUCAACAGGUUUGGUGCAGCUCUGUUGAUAGUGAAGCAGAUUCUUGAUAGGUUAUAUUCUCAAUCAGGCUUGAGAUGUAAUCCUCAGAAAUGUGAGGUCUUUUUUGGUGGCAAAGCUCUGGUGUACAAGGAGCAUGCACUGCGUGUUUCUGGGUUUGCAGAAGGGCACCUGCCGGUUCGUUAUCUCGGUUUGCCACUAAUAGCUGGGCGUUUGACUAGUAAAGAAUGUGCAGUGUUUGUGGAUAAGCUCACGAGUGGUAUUAGAUCCUAGAGAGCUAAUUCCCUAUCUUAUGAAGGUAGAAUCCAGCUGGUUUCCUUUGUCUUGUAUUCUCUUAUACAGUUCUGGAUGAAUAUCUUUGUGCUUCCGAAGAAUGUGAUUGCUCAAAUUCAUAAAUUUGUUCUGAUUUUUUAUGGUAUGGUGAGGGUACGGGCAGAGCUAAAGUAGUGUGGGGAAAUCUUGCUAUGCCUAUGAAGGAGGGUGGUGUGGGUUUUAAUGACCUGCAUUCUGUUAGAGAGUGGUAUAAGAUCCACGAUUGAACCUCUUCCAACAACUCGAGUUAUUGGGACCAACUGGUUCUUGAUAUAGUAUUAGAGCCUAGAACCGAAAGGUCAUGUGUUCGAAUCUCCACGACCCCCAAUAUUAACCGUUGUCUUUCAAGCACAUGGUAUGGUGGGCCUGUGCAAACUUCAAGUCCAUGAGUUGGCUUUCGUUUGAGGGGGCAUAUUAGAGAGUGGUAUAAGAUCCACGAUUGAACCUCUUUCAACAACUCGAGUUAUUGGGACCAACUGGUUCUUGACACAUUCCUGGAAUGUGGCAUGUUUGGCAAGGCUUAUCUGACUCCUUUGGAUGAAAGGAGGGAGUUUUUGAGUGGCAUGGAUAUAUAAAUACAGGAUUAAGGACCUCUCUUUUUGGGAUCUACCUCCUUCUUCUAUUGGUUCAUGGAUUUGGCGCAAGCUUUUACAGUUGCGUGGAUGGUUUCAGUUUUGGAUGACUAUCAAUGCCCAAAAUGAAGUUUUUUGGGAAGGGCUGAUUAUGCUUAAGUUUAGGGUACAACAGGUGUGGAACUCUAUUCGAGUGAGGCGUCAUGUUGUACCAUGGUGGCAGCUACUUUGGAGUAAGUAUGUGAUCCCAAGAUCCUGGAUUGUCACGUGGCUGGUAAUACUCAACAGAAUCACUACGAGGGAUAAGCUGAAGGACUGGGGCAGAAUCACGUAUGAUACUUGUCUUCUUUGCUCGAGAGUGGGUGAGACUAGAAGUCAAUUAUUCUGUGAAUGUCAUUAUAGUACAGAGUUAUUUGAUGAACUGUUUGGCAGGAUGGGUAUAAGUUGGUCGAGUGAUUGGGAGGGAUUCCUGCAGGAAGCAAGUCAAGUAGCAAGGUGAGGAGGUGCCCAGGGACGUUGUUUUUCUGUCCUGUGGAGCUGGUUUGUAGGUCUGAUAUGGCAGGAGCGAUGCAAACGCCAUUUUGAAGGAGUUAAAUGUCCAUGGCAGCAGUUGUUUGCUCAGAUGAAGCGGGAUGUUAUGUUACUUUCGUUGGGAAAUGACCAAUUUCGUACGAAAAUGCAAGUUAUUCCUUUUUGGAGGGAGUUUGUUUAGGUAGAGUUCAGCUGUUGUUUGUUGUUUUGUGGACGUUUUGUCCUUGUAUUUUGGACCGCCUUUACCGAUUUGGUUAAAUGGAGCAUCAAUGAAAGCCUAAUUACCGAAAAAAUGGAUCUGACUGAUCGUUAGGGUUUUAAUAAUAUUCAAAAUUAAAAAUGAUAAUUUGAGUUUAACUCACUAGACUGAUCAGUUCAAUCCAUCUAAUAAAAAAUUCAACUAAUUAAAUUAUUUAAUUCAAAUUCAUUUAGAUUGGUAUAUUCAUGAAUUAUUGGUAAAUUACAUCAUAAUAUCUACAUUUUUAUUUUGAUACCUAAAUCUUGGUAAAUUACAGCAUAAUAUCUACAUAAUAUUGGGCAUUGAUCCUCUGAAAAUCUUGGAGACGGUAAUAUAUAUAGUGGUCAAGGACCAAGGCAAGACGUCUAUUUUAUUAUAUGAAUUGUAUAUUAUCCAUGAAUAACCUUCUCAUAACAACUCAAAAUAUUCGGAUCAUAUGAUCUGUGACAUGGUACUAGAACUUCAAAUCUAUAAUGCUAUAUAUCCUAACACUAAUCCAUCACAAUAAAAUAAGUGGGUGUGGGAGUGGAAUGGAAGCCUAACUUCUAACAAUGAAUAGUGAAAAAGCAU
Messenger RNA from Linum trigynum, 4193 nucleotides. Lineage: Eukaryota; Viridiplantae; Streptophyta; Magnoliopsida; Malpighiales; Linaceae. The record is from the annotation of a GenBank genome assembly.